AUGAGGCGUAUCACAUUUGUCCUAUUUCUCGUGGCGGCGGCCCGGGCUAUGCCAGCCCUGGACAAAGAUGCCAACGAUCCCGGCUUAGUUGGCAGCGUCAUUGGAGUCGUCAAGGAGUGCGUUGAAGGAGAUGUGUCCUUGUGUCUCAAGGAGAAGGCUUUGAAAUAUGUGGAGAACCUGUCGUCUGCUCGUGAGAUGGAUCUCGCUGAAGGUGUCACCCUCAUAGGCAAUGGGUCACCAAGGUCCGCGAGGGCUUACGAGCCCUUAGCUGACGAACCCAAGAUCAGAGAAGCGCAAGUGGAAUCGCGGCUCGUGGACUCCGCAGCUGACUUCCUCGAGAACCAUGUCAUCCAAUUCCGCUUACCCUCAUCAGCUGUUGAAGGCAUGAAGCGUUCUCUCGAAGAAGCUCGUGGCAAGAAAAAGAAGAUUAAGCAGCUCCUUCCUCUUUUGGCCAUUGCCAAGCUUAAGAUUAUGGCUUUGAUCCCUCUCUUCCUCGGUAUCAUCGCCUUCGCUGCUGCCAAGGCCGUCCUCUUAGCCAAGAUUUCCCUUCUUGUUGCCGGUAUUAUUGCCCUGAAGAAACUCCUCGCCAGCAAGCACCAUGAGACCAGCUACGAAGUGGUUGCACACCCGCAUCAUGAAGAGCAUUACGCCAGCAGUGGUCAUGGAUGGGGCAGAUCAAUUGACGAAGCCCAAAACUUGGCUUACUCUGGACACGUUAAAUCAGAUUAAGAAGUGAGGGAUCUCGCGAGGCUUAAUCCUAGACUCCCUAUUCCUCAAGAUAUAUACGAACGAUGAUUGAAGAAUACAAAGCGUUGUGCUAUUUAUUGUUAUUGUUAAGGAUAUUUAUUGAGUAUUUAUUUAACGAAAUCCCUUUGUAAGGGAUGGUAAUGAGUAUUACUGUUGUUUUGUUUUCCCAUAAACUUUGUUCUGAAUUUGUAUGAUCCCUCUCAUCUCUCGUUAUACUACGUUAGUAUAUUUUUCACACCCUAUACGGUAUCCGUAUUUGUGUACUUUGUUUUAUACAAAUUUUAUUUUAUAUACGUAAAUAUUGCUAAGAUAUAAUAUAUGCUAUCAUGUGAUCUAGUCCUAGUCUUGUCUUCUUAGUCCUAAUACUUAAUUAUCAUUUCCAAUGUAUUGCAUCAUUUGCGUCAUCUUAUGUAUUUUUAUUAGUCUAUUGUAUAAUAUUGUAAAUAAUGUAUAUAAUUAUUUUUUAUUUAAUUUUUUUUACCGCCUCACCGCUGUAAAUUAGGCCUCAUUUUAUGUUUAUGUAUUUGAAU
Nymphalis io (European peacock) is the source of this 1277-nucleotide messenger RNA. RefSeq lists its product as uncharacterized. The record is from RefSeq and is a predicted model, not a curated record. The coding region runs from base 1 to 729 and encodes 242 amino acids. Lineage: Eukaryota; Metazoa; Arthropoda; Insecta; Lepidoptera; Nymphalidae. The transcript has 3 exons.